This is a messenger RNA of Rana temporaria (common frog), 673 nucleotides long. Its product is annotated as outer dense fiber protein 1-like. The transcript has 3 exons. The record is from RefSeq and is a predicted model, not a curated record. The coding region runs from base 76 to 339 and encodes 87 amino acids. NCBI's taxonomy places the organism in Eukaryota, Metazoa, Chordata, Amphibia, Anura, Ranidae.
UGGCAAGCUAUUCAAACAACCAAAAUAAACUCUUGCAGGCUCUGAAUUUUCAAAGAAGGCAAACCAAAAGCAGAUAUGUCUGGAAUCAAAGGUGGUUGUGGUGGGCAGAAGAUCCAGUGCCAGGAUCCAUGCAAGAACCCUUGCCAAAAAAUUACAGUCUGCAAAGAUCCAUGCCAAAACCCAUGUAAACCUCAGGGUCAGCACCAUCAUCAACGUGGAAAUCUCUAUGUUCGCCAACAAGAUCCAUGCAACCCCUGCAAUCCCUGUGUUGUUCCUGUCUCCUGCUGUCCUGAUCCCUGUGAUCCUUGCCAGGGCCAAGGAAGUUUUUGCUGUGAUUAAUGAAGAAGAGAUUACGUGUGCCUCAAGCCCAAGUUACUAAAUUACUCGUUUUAAACCUACAUUUUCUUCAUUACUUGUUAAUUCACCUUACCCAAUAAAAAUCUUUACUGCUUUUUGCAAUGUACCACUUGCUCUUUAUCUUUUUUUUUUUUUUUUUAUGUGUUGUGAUGGGGUAAUAAAGCAUUAAGAAAUACCGUAGAUAUCUUUACAUUUAUACAUUGAAUAUUUUACACAAUGCAGUUAUUUAAAAUGUAAAUUUUUCUUAUGGUAUCCAGGUGAAUUUUUACAUACUGUUUGGUGCAGUAAAAGGUUUCUACUUGAUAUUAUAAUUUAA